GGGUCAGACGAACAAAACAGCGAACCGGUUCCUUCAUUUUCUGAACGACAAAUCCUUACUUCUCAAGAAAUAGCACAGUCUUUUGAUACUUAGAAGGGAGGAACCUCUCCCAGAACACGUUACCAUGGCAAUGCAGAUGGAGCGCCCCCAGGCUGUUGUGGAGGAGGAGGAUGAGGAGAACUUUGGACCGAUGCUGGUGAAAUCCCUCGAGCAACAUGGUAUCAGCGCUAGCGAUGUGAAGAAGCUGGAGGAAGCUGGGUUCUACACUGUGGAGGCAGUGGCAUACGCACCAAAAAAACAGCUCAUCAACAUUAAAGGCAUCAGCGAGGCUAAGGCAGAUAAGAUUUUGGCGGAGGCGUGUAAGCUGGUUCCUAUGGGGUUCACCACAGCGACAGACUUCCACGCAAGGAGAUCAGAGAUGAUCUCCAUCACCACAGGCUCCAAGGAGCUGGACAAACUGCUGCAAGGAGGAAUUGAGACGGGAUCUAUUACAGAGAUGUUUGGAGAGUUCCGUACAGGAAAGACACAGUUGUGCCACACACUCGCAGUCACAUGCCAGCUGCCAGUGGACCAGGGCGGAGGGGAGGGAAAGUGCCUGUACAUCGACACAGAGGGAACCUUCAGACCAGAGCGACUCAUCGCUGUCGCUGAAAGGUUUAACCUGUCAGGUCCAGAUGCGCUGGACAAUGUCGCCUGUGCUCGUGCCUUCAACUCUGACCACCAGUCCCAGCUGCUCAUGCAGGCGUCGGCCAUGAUGGCUGAGUCAAGAUAUGCCUUGCUGAUAGUAGAUAGUGCCACAGCUCUGUAUCGUACUGACUACUCUGGUCGCGGGGAGCUCUCUGCUAGACAGAUGCACCUGGCUCGCUUCCUCAGGAUGCUACUCAGACUGGCUGAUGAGUUUGGUAUCGCAGUGGUGAUAACCAAUCAGGUAGUGGCUCAGGUGGAUGGAGCGGCCAUGUUUGCUGCAGAUCCAAAAAAGCCCAUCGGUGGAAACAUCAUGGCCCAUGCAUCAACAACUAGGUUGUACUUAAGAAAAGGCAGAGGUGACACAAGAAUCUGUAAGAUUUACGACUCCCCGUGUCUGCCUGAAGCAGACGCCAUGUUCUCCAUCGGAAAUGAAGGAAUAACAGAUGCGAAGGACUAGAUUCCCUCAGAAACUUUGGCAUAUUUAUCCUAUCUAGUAUGAAAUAAAUAAAGAACACUUGUAUUACUUAACAUUAUGGAAUGAAAAGACUACGUACAUCUAUGUCAGCUAGUGACAUUUUCCUGGAGGGCUACAAAGCUAUGAAAUAGAUAACACAUUUCGCAGUUUAGUUACUAUUCUACUUUUAUCUGUACUAUUAAAUGGUAAAAAAAAGAGAUUAAUUGCAUAUUCUUCAAUAUGAACCUGUGAUGAUGUAUGUUACCAUAUAGCCCAAGUGAGGCAUUCAUUAUUUAGUAAACGAUUCUUAUUUAGAUUGAUGAAGAGCAUUCAAAUUCUUCUUGAGAUUGAAAUGUUAUUGAUGGUACCAACAGCAAUAAAGUUAAACUCCAAACUU
This is a messenger RNA of Branchiostoma belcheri (Belcher's lancelet), 1538 nucleotides long. RefSeq names its product DNA repair protein RAD51 homolog 1. The transcript is spliced from 10 exons. The record is from RefSeq and is a predicted model, not a curated record. The coding region runs from base 125 to 1144 and encodes 339 amino acids. NCBI's taxonomy places the organism in Eukaryota, Metazoa, Chordata, Leptocardii, Amphioxiformes, Branchiostomatidae. Gene Ontology annotation, molecular function: double-stranded DNA binding; ATP binding; DNA strand exchange activity. Gene Ontology annotation, cellular component: condensed nuclear chromosome. Gene Ontology annotation, biological process: DNA recombinase assembly; DNA strand invasion; mitotic recombination-dependent replication fork processing.